AUGGAUUCUUCGAACAUUGAUAGUACUUCUCAAAAUGCAACUGAAUCGUAUACUGCUUUUAUUCGCCAACAACAAAACCAAAGACAGGCGAAUAGGAGGAAUCGAAUUCAAAGUCCACGCGUUGAUCGUCGUAAAAGAAUAAAUAAUUCCACGUUGCAUCCUAAUUUUCAGGCUUCUACUUCAAAUCAAGCACGUACUAAUAUUGUUCAUUCUAAAGUACGAGGGAUUUCUAACCUAUUAAACAUACCUACUAAUGCAUAUGUAUUACCGACAUGGAACUAUUGUGAACAUUGUGGUGCGCGAAAAUUUUAUAGAAAAACUAAAGGAUUCUGUUGCUCUGAUGGAAAAGUUAAACUUUAUAUGCCUGAUUCACCAACUGAAUUGUAUAAUUUAUUUACUUCUAAAGAACCUGAAUGCAUGGAGUUUAAGAAAAUUUCACGUGGAUAUAAUAACCAUUUUGCAUUCACUUCAUUUGGUGUAAAGUGCGAUACAGACCUUUUUAGAGCAUAUAAAGGUAUUUACACAUUCAGAAUCCAGGGACAAGUAUAUCAUUAUGUAAAUCAACUUCUGCCGAAAAAUAAUCAGCCUUCUUAUAUGCAAUUAUAUUUUUAUGAUACGAAUAACGAAGUUGAAAAUCGUAUGAAAAUUUCAGAAAAUUUUGUUGAAUCUACUUUGAUCAUUUUGAUUGAAAUCUUGAAAGUAAAUCCGUAUAGUAGAUUCUUUAGGUCUUUAAGUAAUAUGACCAAUUUGCACGAUAAUCGAAUACAAAUAAGAUGCGAUCCUGGACUUGAUCAAAGAGUCUUCAAUACUCGUUCAGCAUCUCAAGUAGCCGCUGUAUGGGUUGAGGAUGAUGACAAUGCAAAUAUUCGUGUUCGUGAUAUUACUAUAUAUGGUCAUUCUGGUGAUUCACAUAAGGUUCACCAUUAUUAUAGUUGUUAUGAUCCUUUGCAAUACCCUUUACUUUUCCCAUUUGGAGAACCUGGUUGGCAUGAAGGUAUUCAGAGAUACAAAAAAACAUAUUUUGAAACUCAGAAUUUACCCGAUUGCGUAGCUUUUCCUAGCACAGUAAAUUUGGAAACUAAAAUCAUUGCAAAAGAGGCACAAGUAUUCAAUGGAAUGAGGAAACGAUCACAGGUUUCUUGCCGCGAGUACUAUUCUUACAAGUUACAAAUUAGGCCUUCUAGUAAGUCUGUGUUGCUUCAUACUGGUAGACUUUUUCAACAAUAUAUUGUAGAUAUUGUUCAAAAUGGGGAAACAAGAGGGUCAAAAAUUGGAAAGAAGAUUGUUCUACCACAAACUUUCACAUGUGGGCCUAGAGAUAUGCUUAAAAGAUAUUUAGAUGCAAUGGCUGUCGUCCAACGUCAUGGAAAACCAGAUAUAUUUCUAAUUAUAACAUGGAAUCCAAAUUAG
Messenger RNA from Olea europaea var. sylvestris, 1410 nucleotides. RefSeq lists its product as uncharacterized. Lineage: Eukaryota; Viridiplantae; Streptophyta; Magnoliopsida; Lamiales; Oleaceae. The record is from RefSeq and is a predicted model, not a curated record. The transcript is spliced from 3 exons. Bases 1 to 1410 code for a protein of 469 amino acids.